Molecule: messenger RNA, 333 nt
Organism: Uncinocarpus reesii 1704
Lineage: Eukaryota; Fungi; Ascomycota; Eurotiomycetes; Onygenales; Onygenaceae
Exons: 1
Coding region: 1-333 (110 amino acids)
Source: RefSeq, a predicted model, not a curated record
AUGGCCAAUGGCAAGAUGGAGUGCAAGAGAGGAACAAAAAUUGACAAAAUACUUGCAAGGGUCAACUGGAUAGAUGACCUAGACUCAGUUACAGUUGCAAAACUGAGGGGUACAUUGGCUGGAAGAUUUUCAAUUGAGAAGCUCCCAGUUGCUAUGUGGGAUUGGCAGGAAUGGAGCAAGAAACACCCUAAAAUUGGUGGUAUUGAAUAUGAUGCGCAGAGCUCCCGCAUCCAAAUCAAAGCUAUGCCUAGUCCUUUGCAGGAGGAUUUAUCAAUCAGUAUCCAUGACUGCCUAAUUGAUUAUGAAUCAAAAGAGCAUCUGAUAAAGCUCUAG